CCGGAGCGAUUCCCGGAGCGAUUCCCGGAGCAAUUCCCGGGGGCCAUUCCCGGCAGCGAUGUUCCGCCGGCCCCCGCGCAACUUCCGCGGCCGGCGGCGCGCAGCCUCCAGCGGCAGCAGCGAGGGCGAGCCCGAGCCGCGGGCGGAGCCGGCCGCAGCCCCGUCCCCGGACUCCGGCGCCAGCUCGCCCUCGGAGCGGGGAGCGGAGCCCGCGGCGGGCGGGGCCGGUCCCGGCGCGGAGGGGCCGCUGCCCGCCGGGGAGCCGGCCCGCAGAGCCGGGGCGGGCGCGGGCCCGGGGCAGCGCCGGGCCGGGCAGGAGCUGCUGAGCUUCGGCGGCGAGGAGCGGGAAGGUGAAGAGUUUUUUAAAGUUAAAAAGCCAUCCUUCAACGAAGUAACCUUUAGAAUUAAAAAGAAGGAAAGCUUACUGCCUGCACAGACAGAAGCUGAAGAAAGCAAAAAAAUCUGUCAGUUGGAGUCUGGAGUUGGCAACACCAAAGAUACUCAUGAACAGGAUGAGGACAAUGAGGAUGAAACUUAUUCUUCACUGAAUGAGGAUUACAACAGCUCAGACUCUGAAAAUGAAUCCAGCUCUCCACAGAGGAAGAAGGAUUUACCACCAGGCAAUAUCCCCAGUGCAGCUCAUGUUGAGGCUGCUCGGAGGAAGCGUCACUUAGCCAGGACAGAGGCUGAUUAUCUUGCCCUGGAUGUUUCAAACAGUUCUCAGGUCCCUCAGAGAAGAGGAAGCAGUGAUUUGGAGAGUGAAGAUGAGUCUGAAACAAAGCAUCUCGAUUUUGCUCCUAAAAUGAGAACUCCUAGGCAGAGGAUGACUGAAGACAUGGUGUCUCUGGGUGAUGCAUCAAGUGAUGAUGAAGCCAAGUGGGAAGAACAGCAAAUAAAGAAAGCUGUUAAACUCUCUCAGGAAAUUUGUGAUGAUGCUUCUGUGCAUAAAUACCAACCAACCAAACCCAAGUUUGAUACCUCUGUUUCUCUACCACCUGUGAAUUUGGAAAUUGUGAAGAAGAGAUUGACUGAAAGGAUAACAUCCUUACAGGAUGUGCACCGUGCCCACCAGAGAGAGUAUGAAAAAUAUAUGGAGGAUAUUGAGAGCUCAAAGAUGUCUGUCCAGGAGUUGGAGAAGUCUUCAGAUGCAGCUCUGAAUUACAAAUUCUACAGGACCAUGAAAACAUAUGUAGAAAACUUGAUAAACUGUUUGAAUGAAAAGCUGAAGGACAUAAAUGAACUGGAAUGGGCUGUGCAUGCCCUUCUUCAGCAACGAGCCGUGAGAGUAUCGAAGCGAAGGCAAGAGGAGCUGAAAAAUGAAUCUGCUUAUAUUCAGCAUGUGACAAGUGGGAAUGACAAACCAAUGAAAAGCAAAUUGGAAGGUGAUGAGAAGACACAGAUUCUGAAAAUGUGUGAGCAUCGAAGGACUUGCAGGCGGCAGGCGCGGGAGCAGUCAGGAGAAGGAGAUCACCAUGAGGGCUUGUCGAGUGAUGAGGAGUUGACUCCCACAGAGGUGGACGAGUUUCAGAAGAACAAAGAUAACGUUUUAGAGGAUAGUAGGAAAAUCUUUGAAGAUGUACAUGCAGAUUUUUGUGACAUCAGAAAAAUCCUGUUGAAAUUCCAGGAAUGGAAAGAGAAGUUUCCUGACUCUUACUGUGAUGCUUACAUCAGUUUCUGCCUGCCUAAGCUAUUAAAUCCAUUGAUCAGAGUUCAGUUAAUAAGUUGGAAUCCUCUUGAGCAGAAUUUUACAGAGUUGGAAGAGAUGCCCUGGUUCAGAGCUAUAGAAGAAUUCAGUGAUGCAGAAAACAUAUCUGAAUCAAAAAGACAUGAUAAUCAUGAUGAAGAAGUUUUGCCUAGAGUGAUUGAAAAAACCAUUCUUCCCAAAAUUACAGCAUUUGUGAAGAGUGUGUGGGAUCCUUUAUCUACUUCACAGACAAAGAACCUUGUACAGCUUUGCAACAACAUCUUUGGCAAACAAAUCCUUUCCAAAAAUGAGUCCAACCGAGCAAGAGAGGAUUUGAUGAACACUGUUGUCCUAAGAAUGAAGAAAUCUGUAGAGGAAGAUGUCUUUAUUCCUCUGUAUCCUAAAAGCACUGUGGAAGACAAGUCCUCACUACGUUCAAAAUUUCAAGAAAGACGGUUUUGGUCAGCUGUUAAGCUGCUCUCCAAUGUUGUUCUUUGGGAUGGGAUUGUCCAGGAUGACAAGGUCCGUGAUUUGGGACUGAGCAAGUUGCUGAAUCGUUACCUUCUCCUGAACAUCCUAAACACACCACUAGGGCCGGAUAAUAUCGAAAAGUGUAGUAAGGUGGUUGCAUGCCUCCCAGAAAGAUGGUUUCAAGAUCUCAGGGGUGGAUCAACUCUUCCUGAAUUACUGAACUUCAGCCAGCACUUGCUGCAAUGUGCCCGUGCACUACACAAGGACAACCACAGUGAUGAAACAAAAGAAGUUCUUCUCCUGCUGGUGAAAAUUGGAGCUUUGCAUAUGGUAGAAGACUUCACUGAAGAGCAUAAACUUGAACACCUUAAAGCAAUGAUUGGGAAAUAGAAACCUUUGAAGGAAUGCUUACAUUACUGAAAUAAGCCUGGUAUUCACACUAAACCAGUUCUAAUAUGAAAUUUAAUUAGUGGAUCCUGUCUACUCAGAGGUAGUAGUAAUCACUUUCUUGGUGUUAAAUACAUGAGGUGUUUUUUCAAAAAUGUUUUUUACUGCUAUCUACUCCUAGAUUAGGGAGUAUUUAGAAGUUGCAGUUGUCAAAGCAAUGGUUCAGGCAUCCUAAAAUGUGUGACAGUGCUUUACUGCUGUAUCCUUCUUGAAAGGAAUCCUGCAAACAGAAAGUGCCUGUGAACUUCAUCACUGUUAGCCAGUAAACAACUUGACAAGUGAUUUUCAGAAUUAAUUGCUAAAUACCAUUCUGACUCAGCAGUCACUGAGCUCUUCCAACUUGUGGUCCACAGUGAUUUUUGGAAGGGUUAUUGUUAAGCCAUUCCUAGUGAAAAGGAUUCAUGAUGCCCCUGAAACAGGGGUGGGUCAGUGUGCAGGUAAGGAGCCAGGAUUUUCAUCACAAACAUUGUGCUGAUGAGAACAGAACAACUUCAGUUACUUUCUAGUAAUUGGAGUUCUAGAAAUCUCCCUUUGCUUUCCAGUAAGCUCUACAGAACUUCUUAAUAUCCUUAUUUGGAUAUAAUAUUUUUUCUAAUGUUUUGUAAUUUUGUAUAUUUGCAAUAAAUAUUGUUACAGAAUAACAGGGAUGUUUCAUUCAUCACAGAAUCCAUAUGUUUUUGACUAUUUCUCCAAAGUCUUCUGGGAAUAGAAUUUAAGUCUUGAAGAUUUAAUCCUUAUGCUUUCUUUUUAUAUUUUUUUAAAUUUAAAAUAUAUUUUUGUAAAGUACUUUAAUUGUAAAUAGGUUUGAUCAAUAUUACAGACAAAAGAUAAAAAAUAAUUUGGGUUUUUUUUUUUUGGAAAAUAGAGUAUUUUACUGUGGUAAUGACUCUUACAGCUCAAUUCUUUAACAUGUGACAAAAUGUUAUUAAGUUGUAUGAAGAAAGCCCCUCCAGCUCCAUUAACUUAAGAGUAGCUUCAGGAUUUAUGUUGCAAAUAUUGCUUUCUAAUAAUAAAUUUCUGCUGUUUUUCCUCUCUGAAUGCCAACAAAAAUGCAACUGCUGAUCAGCAGUAACCACAAGCUCAUGAUCUCAUUGCUUUUCUCUUGUUCUGCUUUGCCUCAUCCCAGCUUGUCUCUAGCACCAGCCUUGUGCUAUGACAAAAAUGUAAUUGAUGUUCUAUCACAAUUUAGCUCUGUAGAUGUUUGUUUCUGGAAGAAAGAUUCCUUUUAAUGACUUGUAGGCGUUGAGAGAGGGCAGUGGACACUUGAGACAAAGAAAUCUGUUUAUGCUGAAAUCUGCAAAGGUUAACUUUAUUGUUGCUUUGCCCAUGUAUAUACAAAACUUGACAAUUGAUCAUCCAUACAGUAAACUAAAAAUAUUUUCUCAGGAAUUCUAGACUGCAAAAAACCAUUAUUAUUUUCCAAGUUCUUCACUCAGUUCUUUCCGAAUCUUUUCCUCUAUUUUUGAAGUAUCAUAUUCUCUCAGCAUGUCAAACUCCAGCCAUGGCUGGCUCCACUUCUGUGCCGCUUGCAUUUUAUGUUCUGGUAGCUCAAACUUGAUUCCUUUUAUAUUGUAUUUGGGCCUUUCCCACCGUUUUGACCAUGGUUUAGGUUUCAUUCGUACCUGCACCUAGAGUGAAAGAUUAAAAAAAUCAUAAAAAACCCAAAACAAUAAAAGGUAUUAAGGAAUUAGAUUUUUGAUGGUGAUCUUAGCAAAAGGUGAGAACUGCUGCUCUAACAGGAGGAAAGUAAGAGAAAACUGACUAAUCUCUGUGUGUUUAGUAACUGCUGCUUUAUGGGUUAUCAUUGUAUCUUGUAAAACCUUUUAAUUAACUCUGUCUUGAUUUAGCACGGAGUCCUUAAUUGAAACAUAAAUUGAAUCUAACUCAU
Messenger RNA from Lonchura striata (white-rumped munia), 4490 nucleotides. RefSeq names its product GC-rich sequence DNA-binding factor 2 (gene GCFC2). Gene Ontology annotation, biological process: mRNA splicing, via spliceosome. Gene Ontology annotation, molecular function: DNA binding. The record is from RefSeq and is a predicted model, not a curated record. NCBI's taxonomy places the organism in Eukaryota, Metazoa, Chordata, Aves, Passeriformes, Estrildidae. Gene Ontology annotation, cellular component: nucleus.